AUGAUGUCUUAUCUAAAGCAACCGCCUUACGCAGUCAAUGGGCUGAGUCUGACCACUUCGGGUAUGGACUUGCUGCAUCCCUCCGUGGGCUACCCGGGGCCCUGGGCUUCUUGUCCUGCAGCCACCCCCCGGAAACAGCGGCGGGAAAGGACUACAUUCACCAGGGCACAACUGGACGUUUUGGAAGCUCUGUUUGCCAAGACCCGGUACCCAGACAUCUUCAUGCGGGAGGAGGUGGCGCUGAAAAUCAACUUGCCCGAGUCCAGGGUCCAGGUGUGGUUUAAAAACCGAAGAGCUAAGUGCCGCCAACAACAGCAGCAACAACAGAAUGGGGGUCAAAAUAAAGUGAGACCUGCCAAGAAGAAGACCUCUCCAGCUCGGGAAGUGAGUUCAGAGAGUGGAACAAGUGGCCAGUUCACUCCCCCCUCUAGUACCUCAGUCCCCACCAUUGCGAGCAGCAGUGCUCCCGUGUCUAUCUGGAGCCCAGCUUCCAUCUCCCCUCUGUCAGACCCCUUGUCCACCUCCUCCUCCUGCAUGCAGAGGUCCUAUCCUAUGACCUAUACUCAGGCUUCAGGUUAUAGUCAAGGAUAUGCUGGCUCAACUUCCUACUUUGGGGGCAUGGACUGUGGAUCUUAUCUGACCCCUAUGCAUCACCAGCUUCCUGGACCAGGGGCCACACUCAGUCCCAUGGGUACCAAUGCAGUUACCAGCCAUCUCAAUCAGUCCCCAGCUUCUCUUUCCACCCAGGGAUAUGGAGCUUCAAGCUUGGGUUUUAACUCAACCACUGAUUGCUUGGAUUAUAAGGACCAAACUGCCUCUUGGAAGCUUAACUUCAAUGCUGACUGCUUGGAUUAUAAAGAUCAGACAUCCUCAUGGAAAUUCCAGGUUUUGUGA
This is a messenger RNA of Peromyscus eremicus (cactus mouse), 894 nucleotides long. It is a transcript of the gene Otx2, whose product is annotated as orthodenticle homeobox 2. The transcript has 3 exons. Gene Ontology annotation, molecular function: RNA polymerase II cis-regulatory region sequence-specific DNA binding; DNA-binding transcription factor activity, RNA polymerase II-specific. The record is from RefSeq and is a predicted model, not a curated record. Gene Ontology annotation, cellular component: nucleus. Gene Ontology annotation, biological process: multicellular organism development; regulation of transcription by RNA polymerase II. The coding region runs from base 1 to 894 and encodes 297 amino acids. NCBI's taxonomy places the organism in Eukaryota, Metazoa, Chordata, Mammalia, Rodentia, Cricetidae.